Purpureocillium lilacinum is the source of this 531-nucleotide messenger RNA. RefSeq lists its product as uncharacterized. The record is from RefSeq and is a predicted model, not a curated record. Lineage: Eukaryota; Fungi; Ascomycota; Sordariomycetes; Hypocreales; Ophiocordycipitaceae.
AUGCCUUCCAACGAGAGUGUCAAGAGCGGGCUGGCGGUGGCCGAGGAUAAGUCCAAACUGCUGGGUCUCACCGUCGGCAAGCACACCGUGGAGCCGGGCCUGUACAUUCCGCGGACAGAAGCUCAGUCCGCCCCCGAAUUGAUCUUUGAAGGCGCAGACCCCGCGGCCACCUACCUGAUCAUGUGUGUCGACAUCGACGCGCCAUUCGUGACGCUGCCCGUCCUAGGCCCCAUCUUGCACUGGAUUCAGCCGGGGCUCAAGGCUGAGAUCAAGGACGGCAAGUCCGUGCUUACAGCGAAGGAGCCGUUCGUCUCCGACUACAUCGGGCCCGCGCCUCCGCCCGGCAGCGGCCCGCAUCGCUACUGCUUCUUCCUGUACGAGCAGCCCGCGGGCUUCGACGGCAAGGCCCAUGCGCCCGCAGACGGCGCAAAGAUGAGCAAUUGGUCGCGCAUGCGCUUCAGUCUGGAUGACUGGGAGAAGAAGGCUGGUCUGGGCAAGAUCAUUGCGGCCAACUAUUACACGAGCAAUUGA